This is a messenger RNA of Scomber scombrus (Atlantic mackerel), 3150 nucleotides long. Its product is annotated as NACHT, LRR and PYD domains-containing protein 14-like. The transcript has 10 exons. The record is from RefSeq and is a predicted model, not a curated record. Gene Ontology annotation, molecular function: protein binding. NCBI's taxonomy places the organism in Eukaryota, Metazoa, Chordata, Actinopteri, Scombriformes, Scombridae. Bases 1 to 3150 code for a protein of 1049 amino acids.
AUGAAGGAAGAGGAGGAAGAGGAGGAUGGAGCAGAGUCUCUAAUAUCCAACUGUCUGUCUAUGAAGAGUGACCGGUCUAAAGAUGAUCCUCCAUACUUCAGUAAUGAACCUGGACCCUCAGACACAAAAGAGAGGAAGAGGAGGGCUGUUUCUGUGGAGGAGCAGCUGUCCUGCUGUUCUUUGUGUCAUAACGUCCUGAAGGAUCCAGUCUCUACCAGCUGUGGACACUGGUUCUGUAGACAGUGCAUCACCUCAUACUGGGACCAGUCUGCUUCAUCAGGAGACUCCUCCUGUCCCCAGUGUGCAGAAAGAUCCAGAACCAGACCUGGACUGCAGACAGACAGUCAGACCAGCACUGUACAAACAGAAAGUGGUCUGCAGGAGGUUUUAGAUGAACAUCAGAUCAGUCUGAGCAGCACAUGUGAAUGUGUGACUCAAGGAACUGAUGAAGCAGGAAGUAAAAUCCUCCUCAUCAGCAUCUUCACUGAGGUAUACAUCACAGAGGGACAGAGUGAAGAGGUUAAUACCCAACAUGAGGUGAGGCAGCUUGAAACAGCUUCCAAGAUAAAGACCCUCCAUGACGAUCCAAUCAAGUGUCAGGACAUCUUUAAAGUCUUACCUGACCAACAGAAACACAUCAGAGUGGUUCUGAUGAACGGCGUCGCUGGCGUUGGAAAAACCUUCUCAGUGCUGAAGUUCACUCUGGACUGGGCACAGCGCUCCAACAACCAAGAUAUCAGUCUGGUGAUUCUGUUCUCGUUCAGGGCGCUGAACUUGAUCAAAGAUGAGCAGUACAGUCUGAUCAUGCUGAUCCGUGUUUUCUAUCCAACAUUACAGAAGCUCACAGCAGAGAAGCUCGCUGUCUGUAAAGUUCUGUUCAUCUUUGACGGCCUGGAUGAAAGCAGACUUUCACUGGAUUUCAACAACAGUGAGGUCGUGUCUGAUGUCACACAGAAGUCAACAGUCAACGUGCUGCUGACAAACCUCAUCAAGGGGAAGCUGCUUCCAUCGGCUCUCGUCUGGAUAACUACCAGACCUGCAGCAGCCAAUCAGAUCCCUCCUUCAUGUGUGGACAGGGUAACAGAAGUACGAGGCUUCACUGACCCCCAGAAGGAGGAGUACUUCAGGAGGAGAUUCAGUGAUGAACAGCAGUCCAGGACAAUCAUCUCACACAUCAAGACAUCCAGGAGCCUCCACAUCAUGUGUCACAUCCCAGUCUUCUGCUGGAUCACUGCUACAGUUCUGGACCACAUGUUGACUACAGACCAGAGAGGAGAACUUCCCAAGACCCUGACUGACAUGUACUCACACUUCCUGUUGGUUCAGACAAAGAGGAAGAAGAACAAGUAUGAUGAGGGACAUGAGACGAGUCCACAGGAGGUGACGGAGGCUGACAGGGAACGUCUUCUGAAGCUGGGGAGGCUGGCGUUUGAACAGCUGGAGAAAGGAAACAUCAUGUUCUACCAAGAAGACCUGGAGCAGUGUGGUCUUGAUGUCACAGAGGCCUCGGUGUUAUCAGGAUUUUGUACACAGAUCUUCAAAAGAGAGAGUGUGAUCUUCCAGAAAACAGUCUACAGCUUUGUUCAUCUGAGCAUUCAGGAGUUUCUGGCUGCAGUCUACAUGUACCACUGUUACACCAGCAGCAACACAGAGGUACUGAAGAACUUCCUGGAAGAAUCCAAACCAAAGUCUUUCCUCAAGAAGAUUUCAGCUUAUUUCAGAAACAAUGAUAGGCAUGACUCCUCCCUCAGAAACAACCCACCUGACAGUCAUCAUGAUUUUACAUCUCUGGAUAUCUUCCUGAAGAGAGCCAUGGAGAAAUCUCUUAGAAGUAAAAAUGGCCACCUGGACCUGUUUGUCCGCUUCCUUCAUGGCCUCUCUCUGGAGUCCAACCAGAGUCUCUUAGGAAGCCUGCUGGGUCAGACAGAGAACAGUCCAGAGAACAGUCCAGAAACCAUCCAGAGAGUCAUCAUCAACCUGAAGGAGAUGAACAGUGGUGAUAUCUCUCCUGACAGAAGCAUCAACAUCUUCCACUGUCUGAUGGAGAUGAACGACCGCUCAGUACAUCAGGAGAUCCAAAAGUUCCUGAAGUCAGAGAACAGAUCAUGGAAGGAACUCUCUGUGUUCGACUGCUCAGCUCUGGCCUACAUGCUGCAGAUGUCAGAGGUUCUGGAUGAGUUUAACCUGGAGAAGUACAAAACAUCACAGGAGGGACGAUGGAGACUGAUCCCAGCUGUGAGGAACUGCAGAAAGGCUCGACUUUAUGACUGUGGACUCUCAGAGACUCACUGUGAAGUUUUGGCCUCAGCUCUGAAGUCCAACCCUCAUCUGACAGAUCUGGACCUGAGUAAGAACAAACUGUCUGAUACAUCAGUGAAGCGUCUGUCUGCUGGACUGGAGAGUCCAAACUGUAGACUGAAGACUCUGAGACUUUAUAACUGUGGACUCUCAGAGUCUCACUGUGAAGUUUUGGCCUCAGCUCUGAAGUCCAACCCUCAUCUGACAGAUCUGGACCUGAGUCACAACAAACUGUCUGAUUCAUCAGUGAAGCGUCUGUCUGCUGGACUGGAGAGUCCAAACUGUAGACUGAAGACUCUGAGACUUUAUAACUGUGGACUCUCAGAGACUCACUGUGAAGUUUUGGCCUCAGCUCUGAAGUCCAACCCUCAUCUGACACAUCUGGACCUGAGUAUCAACAAGCUGUCUGUUUCAUCAGUGAAGCGUCUGUCUGCUGGACUGGAGAGUCCAAACUGUAGACUGAAGACUCUGAGACUUUAUAACUGUGGACUCUCAGAGUCUCACUGUGAAGUUUUGGCCUCAGCUCUGAAGUCCAACCCUCAUCUGACAGAACUGGACCUGAGUGACAACAAUCUGUCUGAUUCAUCAAUAAAGCUUCUGUCUGCUGUACUGGAGAGUCCAAACUGUAGACUGAAGACUCUGAGAUUGUGGGGCUGCAGGUUGUCAGAGAUCAGUUGUGCUUAUCUGGCCUCAGCUCUGAAGUCCAACCCCUCCCAUCUGAGAGAGCUGGAUCUGAGAAAAAACACCCUGAAGUCUUCAGACGUGAAGCAGCUGUGGGAUCUUCAGCAGAGUCCAGACUGCAGACUGGAGACUCUGAGCUGUGAGAGGAGAAUGAUACUGAGACCAAUGUAA